CGCUGAAGGGCACCGGCGGCGACGAGGCUUCCUCGCGGUCUCCCGCGGCUGGGGCGCGCCCCCCCCGCAGCAUGGAGGCUGGGAAGCGCAGCUCCUCCGCCGGCAGCCGGGACGAUGGCAGCGCUAACUCCUUCCCAGCCAAGCCGGCGGCUCCGGCGGAGAAAGCCCAGAGCAGCCCCGGCAGCGGCGGCGUGAAGGAGCAUGGCAACUCGGUGUGCUUCAAAGUGGACGGCGGCGGGGGCGAGGAGCCCGUGGUGGGCUUCGAGGAUGCCGAGGGACCCCGGCGGCAGUACGGCUUCAUGCAGCGGCAGUUCACCUCCAUGCUGCAGCCGGGGGUCAACAAAUUCUCCCUCCGCAUGUUCGGGAGCCAGAAGGCGGUCGAGAAGGAGCAGGAAAGGGUUAAAACUGCGGGGUUCUGGAUCAUCCACCCCUACAGCGACUUCAGGUUUUACUGGGACUUAAUCAUGCUCAUAAUGAUGGUUGGAAACCUUGUCAUCAUACCUGUUGGAAUCACAUUCUUCACGGAACAAACAACAACACCAUGGAUUAUUUUCAAUGUGGCAUCAGACACUGUUUUUCUAUUGGACUUGAUCAUGAAUUUUAGAACUGGGACUGUAAAUGAAGACAGCUCUGAAAUCAUACUGGACCCUAAAAUCAUUAAGAUGAAUUACUUAAAAAGCUGGUUUGUGGUUGACUUCAUCUCAUCAAUACCAGUGGAUUAUAUCUUUCUCAUUGUAGAAAAAGGAAUGGAUUCAGAGGUUUACAAGACAGCAAGAGCACUUCGUAUUGUGAGAUUUACAAAAAUCCUCAGCCUGUUACGUUUAUUGCGCCUUUCAAGACUGAUUAGAUACAUACACCAGUGGGAAGAGAUUUUCCACAUGACGUAUGAUCUGGCCAGUGCAGUGGUGAGAAUCUUUAAUCUCAUUGGAAUGAUGCUCCUGCUGUGCCACUGGGAUGGUUGUCUACAGUUUUUAGUACCAUUACUCCAGGAUUUCCCACCAGAUUGCUGGGUGUCCCUAAACGGUAUGGUUAAUGAUUCCUGGGGAAAGCAGUAUUCCUAUGCACUCUUCAAAGCCAUGAGCCAUAUGCUCUGCAUUGGUUAUGGAGCCCGCGCCCCUGUCAGCAUGUCCGACCUGUGGAUAACCAUGUUGAGUAUGAUCGUGGGGGCUACUUGUUAUGCCAUGUUUGUUGGUCAUGCCACUGCCCUCAUUCAGUCUCUGGAUUCCUCACGACGACAAUAUCAAGAAAAGUACAAACAAGUGGAACAGUACAUGUCAUUCCACAAGUUACCUGCUGAAAUGCGCCAGAAGAUCCAUGAUUACUAUGAGCAUCGCUACCAAGGCAAGAUCUUUGAUGAAGAAAACAUUUUGAAUGAGCUCAAUGAUCCUCUUAGGGAGGAGAUUGUCAACUUCAACUGUCGGAAGCUGGUUGCUACAAUGCCUCUUUUUGCUAAUGCAGACCCAAAUUUCGUGACUGCCAUGCUAAGCAAACUGCGAUUUGAGGUGUUUCAGCCUGGAGAUUAUAUUAUCCGAGAAGGGGCUGUGGGUAAAAAGAUGUAUUUCAUUCAACAUGGUGUUGCUGGUGUCAUCACCAAAUCCAACAAGGAGCUGAAGCUGACAGAUGGCUCUUAUUUUGGAGAGAUCUGCCUUUUGACCAAAGGCCGUCGAACUGCCAGUGUAAGAGCAGACACAUACUGUCGCCUGUAUUCCCUCUCAGUGGACAAUUUCAACGAGGUCCUGGAAGAGUACCCCAUGAUGAGAAGGGCCUUUGAAACAGUGGCAAUUGAUAGGCUAGACAGAAUAGGGAAGAAGAACUCAAUCCUCCUGCAGAAGUUCCAGAAAGACCUCAACACCGGCGUUUUCAACAAUCAGGAGAACGAGAUCCUGAAGCAGAUCGUGAAGCACGACAGGGAGAUGGUGCAGACCAUCGCCCCGGUGAGCCUGCAGCAGAUGCCGGCCCUCAACUCCAGCACCUCGGCCUCGUCGUCGCGCGGUCGGACGCAGUCGCCACCCGUGUACAGCACCAGCAGCCUCUCCCACGGGAACCUGCACUCCCCCUCGCCCAGCACGCAGACGCCCCAGCAGGCUGCCGUCAUCCUCUCGCCCUGCUCCUACACCACAGCCGUCUGCAGUCCGCCGGUACAGAGCCCGCUGGCCGGCCGAACUUUCCAGUACGCCUCGCCCACCGCCUCGCAGCUCUCCCUGAUGCAGCAGCAGCAGCAGCAGUCGCAGCAGCCGCCGCCGCAAGCGUCCCAGCAGCCCCCCGGCGCGGCGCAGAAGAACGAGGUGCACAAGAGCACCCAGGCCCUCCACAACACCAACCUGACGCGGGAGGUGCGGCCGCUCUCGGCCUCGCAGCCCUCGCUGCCCCACGAGAUCUCCACGCUGAUCGCCAGGCCUCACCCCACCGUGGGCGAGUCCCUCGCCUCCCUCCCGCAGCCCGCCCCGGGUGCCGGCGUGCCCCCGGCCGGCCGCGCCUCCGUCCCGCAGCGGGUCUCGCUCUUCCGACAGAUGUCCUCGGGAGCCAUUCCCCCGAACCGGGGGGCCGCGCCGCCCUCUGCUCCCCUGCAAAGGGAUUCUUCCACAGUCUUAAGCACAGAGCCCGAGGGAGACAAACCGCGUUUCGCCUCAAACUUAUGAUCCCUGAUGACUGUGAGCAACAGACUUUCAACAAACCGAGCACCAUCCCCCGAACUGUUGUAGCCUGUUUCCUAAUGUUCCCCAGCAGUCUACUAUGAGAAAAAUACUUUAGAUAGCUUUGCCCUAUGUAACGAAUGUAAAAAUUAUAUAUGUAUAUGUAUAUACAUAUAUAUGUAUACAUAUAUAUAUUAAAAGAAUUUAAAAAACUUGUUUGAAUUCAUGUCUUCCUUGCUCUCAACCAUUAAAGAAAAUUAAAUUUAGCUGUAAUGUUUUUAAUGUGUUGACUUCAAAAUCAGCCUAAGAGCUGUUCUCUGUCUAGGGGAUCUGCUAUUUUCAUGGGAGAAUUGUCAACACAAUAACAAACAAAUAUAUUAAAAAAAAAAAAAGAAAAAGAAAAAAAGAAAUAUCGGUUUGACUAACAAGUAACACGUAGCACUGACCGAGUGAUAUUCUGAAAUCUGUGUUAUUUCAUUUAUUGCAUAUAUGAUGUUAAUUUCUUGUGAAGAAUUCAGUUGUUAUUUUGCAUUACAUUUCAUAUGUUAGCACCAUCCAUUUGGAUUUAGGUUGGAAAAGCAUUAUAUUGCAAACAUCUGCAGUCUAAAGGGUGGCACUAGCACUCCUCUGGAUAGGUUGUAACCUCAUGACAUGUCAACCCUUCUGUUGUUUAAGAAAAUUGGGUGGACUUUGAUCUUCAUAUUGCUAAAGACUUUUACAAAGACUAAAUAUUGCCAUUGUAAAUAACUUUUUAGAACCAAGCAAAAAUAGCUGCUGUGUGGUGUACCAUUGCAAGGUCUUUGUUUAGGAAUUUAGGUUCCGCUUUUCACUUCAAAAUUUACAGUUUUAAAAUUUGUUAAAGCUAAGUGCAACACAACUGUUAAAUUGUAAUGCAAUGGCUUAAAACCUACGGUGUUACUUUUACAUGCAAUGUUUUAUGCAAAAUUGUACGCUUGAUCCUGCAAACCGCUUGUACUUCACCAAUACCAUCACUUUUCUUCUUCUUGCCCUCAAUAGCAUCUGAGAAUAUUCCAUGCAUGCUUUGGAAAAAAAAAAAAAAAGACGAUAAAAUAGGUUUGGUCAGUAGGAAAAGGCUUUAUGGUAUCUUAGAAAAUAAUAACCAUUCAUUAAUUGUGUCUACCUUAAAAUUCCUAUAAUGCUGACUUUGAAUCUCUGGUUUAAGUCUAGAAGUGAGGUUUUUCAUUUAAAGGAUUAUUUGUAAACCACAGCUUGAUUUAGACUUUCAGGUGCUUUCUGUGUCUUCACUGUAGUUUUGUAGUUGACUGUGGUGUUAAUUUACAAAAAUAAAUAUAAUAUAGCAUCAAGUCUGUCUGGAAAUGCACGAUUUGCUCUGUGUAUAUUGUAAUUAAAUGGUUAGUAUAUCCUAAGGCAUGUAGUGUCAAACAUAGCCCAUAGGUAUGAGGUUUAUUAUUUUUUAUGUCUUCAAAACAGAAAGGAAAUGGUGACAGAAAGCAGGGUUAAAGCAUACUGUUUUGUGAACAUUUUGUUUUGUUUGCUCAAACCUUCACAUUAUCUUAUCCAGAAAAAAAAAAUUCGUAAUCAUUUGUGCCUGAUUUGUCACAUUAAAUAGAGAUUGAGACUAAAUGUGUCAUAAUUCAACUCAUUAAAAAUCAGCAUUAUGGAUAUGAUAUAAGCAUAUAUUCUGUUCCUUAAAACCAGGCUGAUUCAUGUUAAGGAAGUGAAUGCAAAGGAGUUCUCUUUCCAUUAAUGCUGAAUUUAACGAUGCAUGGAAAAAUUAAAUAACAUCACAAACUACGUAAUGCAGUGAAUCCAGAUGUACUUGAGAGCCAAGUAAAAUAUACUAAAGCUAACAGAGCUUGAGCCCAUGCUGCCUGUUAUACGUUUUACUAAAAUGGUACAUCAAAUAAAAUUUUU
Molecule: messenger RNA, 4529 nt
Organism: Corapipo altera (White-ruffed manakin)
Lineage: Eukaryota; Metazoa; Chordata; Aves; Passeriformes; Pipridae
Gene: HCN1
Product: hyperpolarization activated cyclic nucleotide gated potassium channel 1
Exons: 8
Coding region: 72-2639 (855 amino acids)
Biological process (GO): potassium ion transport; transmembrane transport
Cellular component (GO): membrane
Molecular function (GO): voltage-gated potassium channel activity
Source: RefSeq, a predicted model, not a curated record